AUGGCGACGGGCGUCGAUGCGAAGCUGCUGAAGAGCACCAAAUUCCCACCAGAAUUCAAUCAGAAGGUGGAUAUGCAAAAGGUGAACUUGCAGGUCAUGAAGAAAUGGAUCGCCAACCGUGUAACCGAGAUUCUGGGGAGCGAGGACGAUGUUGUCAUUGAGCUGGUUUUCAACUUGAUUGAAGGGGCGAGACAUCCCGAUAUUAAGUCGCUGCAGAUCCAGCUGACGGGGUUUCUCGACAAGGACACGCCGGCAUUCUGCAAGGAGCUGUGGAAGCUCAUGCUCAGCGCCCAAGCUAGCCCCCAGGGCGUGCCCAAGGAGCUGCUGGAGGCCAAGAAAUUGGAGCUUAUGCAGGAGAAGAAGAGGCCCGUCAGCGGCGAGAGGAAUUUGAACGCCGAGACCGUGGUAGGGGCGGGAGAGGCGGAGGUCCUAGCCGGGUCGAUUCCUGGCGCGGAGGCCGCGAUGAUAGAGAUCGAGGAGAGUUCGGACGUGGUGGCGGCCGGUCUCGUUCCCCGCCACGUUACCGUGACAGGGGUGAGCGCGGUGGCCGUGGAGGUCCCCGAGGUGGUUGGAAAGAUACAUACGUGCCCCGGGGCGGUUCACCUCCUCGACGCGGGUCAUCUCCUCGACGCGGGUCACCUCCUCGACGCGGGGCUGGGGGACGCCGGGACGGUCCAUCUCUCGCUCACCUACCCCGCCGCCGCGGCGACGCCGGGCCAGAUCUCGGUCUCGAACCCCACCUCUUCGCGAUGCACCCAAGCGGCGCCGGUCCCCGCUUCGGCGAGGCCGUACACGUUCAUUGUCGUCCGACCGCAGAUCACCAUCACCAAAGCGUCGACGCUACUCUCCGUCUAG
Molecule: messenger RNA, 855 nt
Organism: Canariomyces notabilis
Lineage: Eukaryota; Fungi; Ascomycota; Sordariomycetes; Sordariales; Chaetomiaceae
Product: PWI domain-containing protein
Exons: 5
Coding region: 1-855 (284 amino acids)
Biological process (GO): regulation of mRNA splicing, via spliceosome; mRNA processing
Cellular component (GO): spliceosomal complex
Molecular function (GO): RNA binding
Source: RefSeq, a predicted model, not a curated record